Molecule: messenger RNA, 1478 nt
Organism: Toxotes jaculatrix (banded archerfish)
Lineage: Eukaryota; Metazoa; Chordata; Actinopteri; Toxotidae
Gene: cryl1
Product: crystallin, lambda 1
Exons: 9
Coding region: 79-1032 (317 amino acids)
Biological process (GO): fatty acid metabolic process
Molecular function (GO): NAD+ binding; L-gulonate 3-dehydrogenase activity
Source: RefSeq, a predicted model, not a curated record
CGUGACUCGAGAGGGGGCGGUCCGUCAGUUUUGAUAGAAAUCCUGUUUACUCAGAGCUAAACGCGUAACAUCUGAAAAAUGAGUUCCUCUGACAUGAAGAUCAUCACAGUAAUCGGCAGUGGGCUGAUUGGCCGCUCCUGGGCUAUGGUGUUUGCCAGUGGAGGCUACAGUGUCAAGAUCUAUGACAACCUGCCAGGACAGGCUGCUAAGGCCAUCACAGAGAUCAGGAAGCAGCUGGAGGAGCUGGAGGAAGCCCACAUGCUCAGAGGAGAGCUGACUGCCACACAGCAGCUGGCCCUGCUCAGCAGCUGCGAUGACCUGGCUCAGGCACUGGAGGGAGCUUUCUUUGUCCAGGAGUGUGUAUUUGAGCACCUUGAGGUCAAGCAGAGCGUCUUCCAGGACAUAGAGCGUCUUGUGGGAAAAGAUGUCAUCCUGAGCAGCUCCACCUCCUGUCUGGUGCCAAGCAACGUCUUCUCUAAAGUCCAGAACAGGAGUCGCUGCCUCGUCUCCCAUCCAGUAAACCCACCCUACUAUGUGAAACUGGUGGAGCUGGUACCUCACCCAGAGACAGCAGCAACUGUUAUGGACACCACCCAUGCUGUAAUGACCAAGGUUGGCCAAGCGCCCGUCCGCCUGAAGAAAGAGAUCGAUGGCUUUGCCCUCAACAGAGUCCAAGCAGCCAUUAUCGCAGAGUCCUGGAGGCUGGUCCAGGAUGGCGUUAUCUCAGUCAAGGACAUCGACCUGGUGAUGUCAGAGGGGCUAGGAAUGCGUUACGCCUUCAUUGGUCCCAUGGAAACAAUGCACCUCAAUGCACCUGAAGGUUUGGAGGACUAUAUGAAACGGUACGGAGAGGGCAUAACAAGGGUCCUGAACUCCUUUGGACCUGUUCCAAACUUCUUCAGUGAGGGAGCCAAGAGCAUCAUUAACGAGAUGUGCGAGCUGAUUCCCAGCGACCAGCAGCAUCUGUCGGCCAGGAGGGAGAGGAGGGACCAGCUCCUCAUGGGUCUAGCUAAGCUGAAGAAGGACCACUGAGGUGCAUGCAGGGCCCAAACUCAAGAAAAACUAAUGAUGACUGCUGACUGAGAUUAGAAAUCCUUAAAAUAAUUUGUGAAAAAAAUUUAAAACUGCUUUGUGAAAUAUGGUAGACAGGAGUUAAAUGGAGGAAUUUGAGCAAAUGUAAGAGACACACGCACAAACAUAUUUUACGUGAUAAUAACUGUUAUAUCUGAGUAAGAAUUGUUCUGCUCAAAGUGUCUUUUUUAUGGACAUUUUUGGGACAUUACUACCAACAUUUACUGGGAACUGUGACUUGCUACCCAUUGAGAAGCAGGGAUCUACAUUACAUUUUAUACAUACUUAUCUUUUUGUUUGCAACUUGAUUUCAAGACUAACGUGUUAAUUAAGAGACUGGAUUAAAAGCAGGUGCUACACUUGAUAUAACAGAUGAUGUUUUGAUUAAUAAAAACAAUGGAAUCAUA